Molecule: messenger RNA, 5508 nt
Organism: Amaranthus tricolor (Joseph's coat)
Lineage: Eukaryota; Viridiplantae; Streptophyta; Magnoliopsida; Caryophyllales; Amaranthaceae
Product: LRR receptor-like serine/threonine-protein kinase FLS2
Exons: 2
Coding region: 506-4108 (1200 amino acids)
Biological process (GO): protein phosphorylation
Molecular function (GO): ATP binding; protein binding; protein kinase activity
Source: RefSeq, a predicted model, not a curated record
ACAUGAACCAUUAUGAUCGCAUUAUCAUAUUCUGUAUAUUCAAAGUUAUAUUUAUACUCAAAUCACAUCCAAAUUUCAUCGUAUUAUUAUACUCUGUAUAUCCCACUCAUAAAAGCAGUAAAUAGAGUCAAUCACACCCUCAUUUCAUCAUAUCAUCAUACUUAGUAUAUCCCGCUCAUAAAAGCUAUAAUCAGAGUCGAUCAUACUCUUAUUUCAUUAUAUCAUUAUACUCGAUAUAUCCCGCUUAUAAAAACUAUAACUAGAGUCAAUCACAUUCACACCCUCAUUUCAUCAUAUCAUCGUAUUCGAUAUAUGUCGCUCAUAAAAGCUAUAAUCAGAGUCAAUCACACUCUCAUUUCAUCAUAUCAUUAUACUCAGUAUAUCCCGCUCAUAAAAACUAUAAUCAUAGUCAAUUACACCCUCAUCUCAUCAUAUCAACAUACUCAAUAUAUUCCGCUUACUGAACCAUAAUUUGUUACUCCAUAGUCUCUAAACAGCUAAAAAAAUGUCACCCAAGAAUUUAGUUUCCUUACAUACUAUUCUUAUACUAGUUUGUGUCGUUCCAACAAUUUUCUCACUAAAGACUAGCACAAUACAAGUUCAAAUAGAUGCCUUGGAAGCCUUCAAAAACUCCAUCACCAAAGACCCUUUUGCAGCCCUUUCAAACUGGACUACAACACUACACCAUUGCAAUUGGACCGGCAUUUCCUGCGACUUCUCGAUGAUCAAUGUCGUUAACAUCUCUCUUUCAGGGAUGCAACUCGAAGGAAGAUUAUCGGGUUUCGUUUCAAAUCUUUCCCACCUCCAAAUACUUGAUUUGUCUUCCAAUUCUUUCCAUGGUUCAAUCCCACCCCAAUUGGGAUACCUCCAAAACCUAACAUACCUAGACCUAAGAAACAACUAUUUUACUGGAAAUAUCCCAAACACUAUCACAAACUGUAUGUUCUUACAACAAAUAGGUCUAAGUUCUAACAUUCUAACAGGUAAAAUCCCAUCCUACAUUGGAAAUUUAACAUCCCUCCAAAUCUUUCUUGCUGCUAGUAACGAUUUAAAUGGAUUGAUACCCGAAUCUUUUGGGAACUUGACAGGAUUAGUAGCCUUAGAUCUUUAUAACAACAAGCUAUCUAGCACUAUCCCAAAAGAAUUGGGUACCCUACACAAUUUGGCAUACCUUAACUUAGGAAAUAACUUCUUAACAGGUAGUAUUCCUGACAGUAUCACUAACUGCACAUCCUUAGAACAACUUUCAUUUGUGUACAAUAAUCUAACAGGGAAAAUCCCAUCAAAUAUUGGGAACUUACCCUUUCUCCAAAUUUUCAUUGCUUAUCAUAAUAAUCUACAAGGUACAAUCCCUAAAUCCAUAGGGUUGUUGACACAAUUGACCCUUUUAGACCUUAACGAAAAUCGUUUAUCGGGUUCAAUCCCUUCUAACAUAGGGAACUUGAUGGCCAUCCAAACAUUUCAUAUAGCAGAUAACGAACUUACCGGUAAAAUCCCACCCGAAAUUGGGAAAUGCCUCAACCUUACUAGUCUUAGUUUGUUCAAGAACAACUUAGAGGGUAGUAUCCCAGCUGAAUUGGGUAGUUUACUAAAUCUAAAGGAACUGUUAUUAUACAGAAAUAAGCUAACUUCAAAAAUCCCAAAAACAUUAGCUAAUUGUAAAUUUUUGACUGUUCUAGACAUUUCAUCAAAUCAGCUAAGUGGGACCAUACCUUAUGAGAUCGGAUCUUUAGCAUUCUUAGAAGUGUUGUUUUUGCAAGUGAACAAUUUAACUGCCCAUAUUCCUUCCUCUUUGACUAAUCUGACAAACUUAAGGCUAUUUUCAGCUAGUAUGAAUUUCCUUACCGGGAAAAUACCAGAUGAAAUUGGGAAGCUUUCUAGUUUGACUAAUGUUAGUUUGAGUAACAAUCUGUUGACGGGCACUGUUCCGAGUAGCAUUACAAAUUGCACAAAUCUCGAGUCUGUUAGUUUGUCGUAUAAUUCGCUUUCUGGGAUGAUACCGAAAGGGUUAAAGCGGUUGUCGAAAAUUACAUUUUUGUCAGUUGGAAAUAAUAUAUUGUCUGGGGAUAUCCCAGAUGAGCUUUUUGAUUGUUUUAAUCUUGAAACACUAGAUUUGGCUAUCAAUAAGUUUAGUGGGCAUUUGAAACCAACAGUAGGGAAACUGAACAAGUUAAGGAAGUUGCAGUUGUCUCAGAAUUCGUUUUCCGGGAAAAUCCCUCCGGAAAUUGGUGGGUUAAGGAUGUUGAUCAGCUUAAGGCUCGACACGAAUAAGUUCACAGGACGAGUUCCUGUCGAGCUCACGAAACUCUCUCGUCUUCAAGCCCUUUCACUGAAUGAUAAUGCAUUAGAGGGUGAAAUUCCACAUGGAGUUUUUCGAUUGAAACAGCUCGACAUUUUAAAGCUGCAAAAUAAUCGAUUUAAAGGUUCGAUAAAAGACUCUUACUUUGAACUGAAGUUUGUAUCCAAAUUGGAUGUAAGAGGGAAUAGUCUUAAUGGGUCUAUUCCAAAGGGAAUGUUUGAACAGAACCAACUUACAUAUCUUGAUCUUUCUCACAAUAAUUUCACAGGGGAAAUUCCAACCAGCAUAAAAACCUCACUAAUGUACUUAAAUCUGUCACAUAACUUCCUGUCAGGAACAAUUCCUGAAGAUAUUGGCACACUAGAGAUGGGUGAAGUCAUCGACAUCUCCGAUAAUGAUUUAUCAGGAACAAUACCUGCCACACUCGAAAAAUGCAGGAACUUGCUUGUCCUCGACAUGUCGAAGAACAAGCUUUUUGGCCCGAUUCCAGAAGUAUUCGCGAACAUGGAGUUCCUCGCAAACUUGAACUUGUCGAACAACCGAUUCACUGGCAAGAUUCCAAAUAGUUUGGGGAAUGUGAAAAAUCUGAAACAUCUGAACUUAUCUUACAAUCAACUUGUGGGCCCUGUUCCAAAAUCUGGUGUGUUUAAGAACUUGCCAGAAUCUAGCUUAGCAGGAAACAAGGGUCUAUGUGGAACCAAAUUUCUGGGUUUAUGCACCCAAAGAAGGCACAAUUUGGCUAGGAAAGUAUGGAGGAUUGUGAUCCCUUUAGUUUGUGUUUCGGCAUUGCUGGUUUUCGGGCUUGGAAUCAUGUAUUACAAAAAAUUAGUCGAAAAAAAGAAAUCGAGAGAUUGUGAGAUGGGAAAGGGGGAGUACACACCGGGUUUAUUUCUUAAGAGAUUUGAUCCGAAAGAGAUGGAAAAAGCGACAGAUUUGUUUAGUCCGGAGAACAUCAUUGGCUCGAGCAAUUUAAGCACUGUGUACAAGGGCAGAUUGGAAGAUGGGCAGAUUGUAGCAAUAAAAAAGUUGAAUAUGCAACAAUUUGCAGCAGAAUCUGACAAGUAUUUCUACAGAGAAGCUAAGAUAUUGAGCCAGUUGAGGCACAGAAACUUGGUGAAAGUGAUUGGUUAUGCAUGGGAGAGUCGGAAAUUAAAGGCUUUAGUUCUUGAAUACAUGGAGCAUGGAAGCUUAGAGCGGAUCAUUCAUGAACCGUCAGUUGAUCGAUCAAUAUGGACACUACGAAAGAGAAUUGAUGUUUGUAUCUCGAUUGCUGAAGCGAUGUGUUACUUGCAUUCGGAUUAUGAUUUUCCGAUAAUUCAUUGCGACUUGAAGCCUUCAAAUAUUCUCUUGGAUGAAGACGGGCAAGCUCAUGUUGCGGAUUUUGGAACGGCAAGGAUGUUAGGUGUCCAACCGAACAAUGGUGAUAGCAUUGGUUCUGCAUCAGCAUUUGAAGGCACAAUUGGCUACAUGGCACCAGAAUUUGCAUACACGAGGACUGUUACGACGAAAGUUGAUAUAUUCAGCUUUGGUAUAAUAAUAAUGGAGCUCCUCACAAGACAAAGGCCAACAAGUAUUGCAGAAGAGGAUGGAGUACCAGUCACCUUGAACCAUGUUGUAGAAAGGGGCAUUUCAGAACACAAAGUACAUCAAGUAUUAGACCCAUCUCUACUUUCAAGCAUUACAGAAGAUCAAGAGAAGGUAGCAGAAGGGCUUCUAAAGCUGGCCUUGGUAUGCGCCUCGUCAAGUCCACAACAACGGCCUGAUAUACAGCAUCUACUAAGCUCUCUCAGGAAGCUAACCCUGCAGUAGAAUUGUGAAGUUUGACAAGUAUGAUAAAUUUGGAUGUGUACACAGACCCACACAAGAUGAGAGUUGACUAUAUAUAAACCCGAUAAAAUACAUCCUCAAGAGGAGUAGCCUAUUAAAUAUAUAUUUUAGUCAACAUCUCUCUGAUUUUUUAUGUGGGAUUACAUAUGGGUUAUUUUCAAAUAUUGUAGACAUACACAAGCUUUCUUUAAUCAUAAUUCUAUUUUGCAAAAAAUGUCAAUGUUAGUAGUUGCGUUUAGUGGUAUACGGAAUCGUUUUCAGAACAUUACUGCUUGUAGUAUUCUAAAAUAAAAAGUAACGGUUUAAGAUUUUCUCUAUAUUUUUUCUUAGAAAAUUAUAUUCUAACGAUUAUUAUAAUUGCUACUUUACAAAACAAUAUUACUUUACUGACAACUAAAUAACUACAAUUGUAACACUAAAUAUCUAACAACAACAAUUGUACAUCUUAAGUAACUCACAAAUAGACCUGUAUAACGGGCUAGAGACAUGCCGGACCUAGCUCAAAUGAGAAUGGGUUGGGCCGAUCUUAUGAGAGUACCAAAUUUUUAAUAGUUGUACAACAGUUAAAAAGAGAAAAUUACAAAAAACUAUCUAAUCUCUAACACCUUUUGCAAAAAACUACCUGAUUUAAUUUUUUUUUGCAAAAAACUAUCUUAAAUGACAUAAACGUUUGCAAAAGACUAUCAGAUGACGGAAUUAGUUAGUUGACCGUUAGUUGAUCGGCACAUGUCUCACAUGAUUUACUUAAGGCAUUGAUUUCUUUUGUUUAAAAAUACUAUUUUCCCCAAUUAUUUCUCCUCUCUCCUUAAAAUCAUAGAACCCUAAUUUUUCCUCUUUCCCUUUCAAUCCCCAAUUAAAUUAUGGCUUCUCCUCACACCAAAAAAUCGAAGGUCGACAUAUGUGCUUGGGGAUUUCCUUUUGCACAGAGACCUUCAUGGACUAAGGAAAAUCCUGGAAGACGGUUCAAAUGAUGCCUGGAACAAGUAACGAAUUGGAGGGGAUGCAACAAGUUCAAAUGGAUUGAUGAACCUGAAAUGGUUGAUUGGCAAAGACAAGUAACGAACACACUUGUUGAGGAGAAGCGACAUUUAUCAACAGAAAUCAAGAUAUUGACUUCAAGGAUUGUUGCCUGGAACAUGAGAAUGAACAAGCAAUUUCAGAACUUAAAAAGAUAAAGAAGAAAUUGAUGAACGAGAGAAAGCAUGGAAAAAAGAUACCAAGCUUUGUAUUAGGGUUUUUAUUUGGUUUUUUGUUGGUGUUGAUUGUACUAAUGAAAGUUAUGUAACCUUCAAACUAUAUUGUAAGAAUCAGUGUUAUGUAUAAGUGAUCAGGGAAUGUAAUUGAUGUUUGAAAGCUUUUGUAAACAUGAUUAUGAUGAAAGA